Molecule: messenger RNA, 1216 nt
Organism: Brassica rapa (field mustard)
Lineage: Eukaryota; Viridiplantae; Streptophyta; Magnoliopsida; Brassicales; Brassicaceae
Product: THO complex subunit 4B
Biological process (GO): mRNA export from nucleus
Cellular component (GO): nucleus
Molecular function (GO): mRNA binding
Source: RefSeq, a predicted model, not a curated record
UCUCUCGAGAAAAUCUUCUCGCUAUCUCCGAGCUUCAUUAACCACUGCAACGAAACCCUAGCUGCUCCCUUCUCCUCUCUUCUCGCACCUCCGAAGCAGAGAAAAUCUCCGGCGAAGAUGGCAGGUGGUUUGGAUAUGUCACUCGAUGACCUCAUCAAAUCCAAUCGAAAACCUACCGGAUCUCGCGGCCGAGGAAACGGCGGUGCUAGCAGCGGCGGUCGCGGAUUCGGCGGUGGCUCCUCCGGUCCGUCUCGACGGUUUGCUAACCGCGUGGGAAACAGAACGGCGCCGUAUUCAAGGCCGAUUCAACAACAAGCUCAUGACGCGAUGUGGGCUAACGACGUCUUCGCCACUGAUGCGAGUGUGGCGGCUGCUUUUGGGCAUCAGUCUGCAGGUGUUGGCGUUGGUGGUUCUUCAAUCGAGACUGGAACGAAGCUCUACAUCUCCAACUUGGACUAUGGUGUCUCCAACGAGGAUAUCAAGGAGCUCUUCUCAGAGGUUGGUGACCUUAAGCGUUAUGGGAUUCACUAUGAUAGGAGUGGAAGAUCCAAGGGUACUGCUGAGGUUGUUUUUUCACGGCGUGGUGAUGCCUUGGCAGCUGUUAAGCGUUACAAUGAUGUUCAGCUGGAUGGAAAGCUGAUGAAGAUUGAGAUUGUUGGAACGAAUCUUUCAGCUCCAGCACCUCCUAUGCUUGCUCCUGUUCAAAUUCCUUUUCCUUCGAAUGGGAUACUUGGGAACUUUAAUGAGAACUACAAUGGCAACUUCAAUGGGAACUUCAAUGGAAACUUUAGAGGGAGAGGGAGAGGUGGGUUUAUGGGACGGCCUCGUGGUGGUUUUGGCGGAGGUAAUUUCCGUGGUGGUAGGGGAGCUAGAGGAGGAGGAGGUGGUGGUCGUGGCAGUGGAAGAGGAGGACGUGAUGAAAAGGUGUCUGCAGAGGAUCUUGAUGCUGAAUUGGACAAGUAUCACAAAGAGGCAAUGGAGGAAACAAGUUAAAUCCAUUGCAAGACUACUUGUAUUUCUUUAGUGCUUGAUAUACUUUAUGUAUGAGUAUGUUAUUUAGAUUGGUGUCAAUGGACUCACAUUAUCGGGUUUAGCUCUUUAUCUUUCUUCUCUUUGUGAGCUUUUUAGCUUUUGCAGUUGAGUUCAGAGUAAUCAGUAUUGUGUGUACCAAGGAACUCAAACCUUAUAAAGAUUCCAUCUACAUAUUUGAAAUGAA